This is a messenger RNA of Gastrolobium bilobum, 1357 nucleotides long. RefSeq names its product protein STAY-GREEN, chloroplastic-like. The record is from RefSeq and is a predicted model, not a curated record. The transcript has 4 exons. NCBI's taxonomy places the organism in Eukaryota, Viridiplantae, Streptophyta, Magnoliopsida, Fabales, Fabaceae. The coding region runs from base 307 to 1119 and encodes 270 amino acids.
AAGGGUAGAGACACCAUUACCCUUGAAAAUAGCCAAAAACUAUAGCAAUCAAGACACUAAGGCUACGACUUAAAGCAACCGCAAUCGUUGGGCAAAGACACAUUGCUACACGCAUCUAAACACUCCGACCUUAACCGUCUUCAAAUUUCAAGGCUCAACCCGACAAGCAAAAGCGAAAGCAGAUUCUCAAGCAAGAAGAACAAAGCGUUAAUAAAGCCUCCUUAGGGUCAUCAAACUACUGUUUGAUCUUUGAACAAACCCACAUCAAACUUCUUUGGAUUCCUCAAAAAUUGGAGCUGCAGAGACAUGGGUACUCUAGCUAUUGCUCCUCUGCUCUCUUCUAAGCUUAAGUAUUCGCAGCAAAUCUCUCUUUCCCCCCACAGAAGACGGCUCAGGAAGAAGAACCAAGCUGUUGUGCCUGUUGCUAGGUUGUUCGGGCCUGCAAUCUUUGAAGCUUCAAAGCUGAAGGUUUUAUUCUUAGGAGUGGACGAAAAUAAACACCCAGGAAAUCUUCCAAGGACUUAUACGUUCACCCACAGUGAUAUAACCUCUAAGCUCACUUUGGCAAUCUCUCAAACCAUAAAUAACUCUCAGGGGUGGUACAAUAGAUUGCAAAGGGAUGAAGUUGUGGCACAGUGGAAGAAGGUGAAGGGAAAGAUGUCUCUACAUGUUCACUGCCACAUUAGUGGAGGUCAUUUUCUGUUAGAUAUAUGCGCUAGGCUAAGAUACUUCAUAUUCUGUAAAGAGCUACCAGUGGUGUUGAAGGCCUUUGUUUACGGGGAUGGCAAUUUAUUAAACAACUAUCCAGAAUUGCUGGAAGCUUUAGUUUGGGUGUAUUUUCACUCAAACAUUCCAGAAUUCAACAAGGCAGAAUGUUGGGGUCCACUGAAGGAAGCAUCGGCACCUUCAGGUGGGUCCCAGGAAAAGGGUAGGCAAGCUACUCCAGCAAGUAACGAGGACCACCAAGGGUUAGCAAUGCCACAACCAUGUCAAGAAGAUUGUGAGUGUUGCUUUCCACCGCUGACGUUGAGUUCAAUCCAAUGGUCUAAAGAAGUUCCCAGUUCCACCCAUCAUUAUGAACCUUACGAUGGGAUUGGCAUUCAACAGCACAAAUUGUAAUCACACUCAUAGUCUAUAUACAAAUACAUUAUUAGGAAAAAAAUAAAUUCAAACCCUUUCUCCAUCAAUGUAAAUAAAUCCCUCUCCAAUUUAUCUUUCAUAAAAAAAAAAUUAGUUCACAUGUAACAUAUUUCUGUAUUCAUGAUAUAGGUGUUUUAUCUAGGAAUUGAACAAACUUUUAUAAGUCCCACUAUCAUUUUAUCAAAUUUGAUGUAAAUGCGCGUGACUAAAUAUAUUA